UAACUUUAUAGCUACACUCUAAAGAGAAUGAUAGCAUAAUAUUAGUGUUCCAACAAUGAACCAUGGCUCUUCUUUAUAUUGAAGGAAUUCAAAAUAGGUUAGAUAAAACUACUUUUCAUCGAGCUUGGUACCCACAUGCAGUUCAGGGACUGCUGGUUCUGGUGAAAACAACUUUGGACAGACUCACAGAGGCGUGGGAGUGGCUAACAGCAGUGUUAGGUUUUAAAUCCACACGUGGUCUGGGUCUUGGGCUUGUUUUGCACUGCAUACACACAACUGGAAACUUCUGACCAACUCAUGCCAGCGAGUUGCCCACGUCUAUCACUGCGGGGGCAGACAAGAUCGGACGAAACUUUUGCAGCAAAAUGCCAUCUUUCCCCCUCAACCAGUUUGCUGACCUGGAAGAGAUGAUGUGCAAGCAAUUACUGAAUCUCGAUUUGAGGGAGCAAAACGGACCACUACCAUCCCUCAGUCUGGCAAUGACAACACCAGGGUGCAUUGGUCAGCCACGGAGCAACAUAUCGUUUUCCCUCUCGUCUCUCUCGUGCCUUCCCACUGAUCCUUCAGAGAGUGCAUUUCUGACCUCCAGCCAGUGGGGGCAGAAGUUAGAAAGCCCUCUGCCCUCCCAGCUCGCUAAUUCCACCCAGUGGGGAAAGUCAGGCUUCCUUGCCCAGCGCUCCGUCAGCAUGGUAGAGACCAGCAGCACCACAGCAACAAGUGUUGGCUGGCCCGGGACUGACAUUACGCAAUCCCAAAGUGACAUCAGCCACACUGCACUGAACACCAGCUCCUCCUCUUCCACCUCAUCCGUUUCCUCUUCCUCAUCCCGCUAUAAGACUGAGCUGUGUCGAUCCUUCAAUGAGAGUGGCUUGUGCAAGUAUGGCGGCAAGUGCCAGUUUGCUCACGGGCUGGAUGAGCUUCGGGAUCUCAACAGACAUCCAAAAUACAAAACUGAGCCGUGUCGUACGUUUCACACCAUCGGCUUCUGCCCCUACGGCAUGCGCUGCCACUUUGUCCACAACAAUGAGGAAGAAAAGAAACACUCCUUCUCUCGCUCCUCCUCAUCAUCCUCUUCCUCUUCCUCAAGCAUUCCCCAGCAGCCACCCUCCUCCUUCCGCUUGCACAGACCUCCUCUUGUCCGACAGAGCUUCAGCUUUGCUGGGUUUCCCUCUGCUCCCCAGCAAGCCCUUCAGCCUGCCCUUAAUGCUCACCCUCCUCCUGCCACUGCUUCUUUCACACGCGCUCCAUCGGCAUCUCCUCCUUCCUGCGCUGACAUUACUGACCUCCUUUCUCAUGCCUUCCUGGAGAUGGACACCGCCUUUGAGGCAUCCCCUGCCAACCAGUUGCAUCCUCCCAUGGGCCAGGCCACUGCAGUAGAUCCCCGGUCUCCAUUCCUGCCUUCCCCAGACUCCGGCUGUUAUCCAUGUGGGCUGUCUCCGACUGCCUCCCCUUCCCUGAGGCAGAGUCCCAGUGCUACUGUGGUCUUUUCCGGGCCACUGGGUGCCCGAUCCCUGUCCUACACCUCUCUGUCAGACCAGGACCAGGAUGGAAGCAGCUCUGCUAGCUCGCUCAGUGGCUCUGAAUCCUGCGGUGGCAUUAAUGAAGUCAACGGCAAACGCCUGGCGGUAUUCAGUCAGCUCUCUGUUCCAGAGGAUGCUACUGGGUUCUGCAUUUAGGCUGCAGUGUGCGGCAGACACAUACCUACAUACAUAUUUGCAUACAUUCAGACACAAACCUGCAGACCCGGGAUACUCUGAGACACAAUAUAUGCAGUACACACAUAUCCACGAUCAAGCACACACAGUGCUCACACACAAGAACCCUAUAAAUGCACACAUACCCUCACACACAACCACUGGACUGACAGCUCAGAUGUUCUUUGCACCUGUGGCAUCAAAGGAAAGAAAGACUUGGUGACCGACUUAGAACGCACAGAGAGAUUCACCGAUUAGAUUUAUGUGGUUAAAAUGUCACUGUUGUAUGCGUAAGGGAAGCCACAGUGAUGCUGUAACUAAAAUGUGUGUUGCCGCCAAAACAGUACAUAUUAAGACAGAAGGUAAAUAGUGCUAAAGCUGAUUUGAUGCUUUACCAAAAUAGUAUGUUGAGAUGGAAAAUUGCGACUAAGAUAUUGUAAUCACAGUGUGAUUGGCCUCAGUGUUGCCUGUUGAGUCCAACCACAGCCUUUAUAUAUUUACCAACAUCUUAAGAAUGUGAGAAAGCCAAAGACGUCUUUGUAGCUCAAACGUUUUGAUUAUGCUGGUACAAACACACAAUGUUUAGGAAUUGUUGAUUUUUCCAUUAACUGUACACAGUAUUGUGUUUAUAAGCUGUUGAAACUGUUUUUUUCUCAUAACUCUACAGUCUGAGGUUGUGUUUAGAUCACUGGGCUCGAACCUGAAUGUUACGUUUUUAAACAACUGAAGUGCCUGUUGCGUUAUUUACCAGGUCAUGUGUUGAAACCGUAUUUGUGGGUUUGUUAGGAGAGAUGGGUGGAGGGGUGUGAGUCUUUUUAUUUAGUCAAGUAAGCUAGUGUUAGUGAGUUCAGGUCUCUUUGUUGUUAAGAUGACUAAAAGUGUUCUUCUGUCCCUCGUGCAUUAUUGACAAACUGCCACCAGUAAAAUGCCUAAUGACCAAAUUGAACCUGCCUUACAGGAGGAGGGAGGAGGACUUAACAGAAAAGCCAGUGGGCUUAUCAUACUUUUACUUUUAAUCAUACUUUCUCAAAUCACAUGUUCAUGACAUAUCGUUAACUGUAUGACUUGCUAACUGGAAAAGCAGGACGUGGGAAUUGUCUAGGCUUUUGAUAUAAAUGUGUCUGCACAAACGGCAGUGCAGAAAAAGAUUAACCCUAAAUGAGAUGCCAUCCCAUUAUUCUGCAUCUUAUUUUGUGUAAACUGGUAUGAUCUGAACUUUGCUUGAGUUGCAAGGCACUUGGUGUAAAAGGAAAGUUUAAUUGAGUCGUGAUAGUCCUGUUUUACCUCUGGCAUUUAUCUUAAACUUUGUGGUGCUAAUGUGUAUUUUAGAUUAUCUUGAACACUGACAUUCCCAGGAGUGUUUUUGUCCCCUCCCUUGUCCACAGGCAGCACUGGUGUUACAUUUUUGAUAAAUAUUCUUGUUUUUGUGACUCACCCAACCAUAUUUCAUCUCUCCGUCAGUAUUAAUUCUUCCUGUUAUGGCUUUGUACUGUUAUGAAUGUGUAGCGUUCCUGGUCUCAUGCAUGUGAACUGUGCACCCAGAUCUGUUGCCUUACUGAGCGAGAUCCAGCAUUUUGUAGAGUUAAGGUAUGUAUGCGUGUUAAAGAAAUGUUACUUGGCUGUUUUGUGUGUUUUAUGACGUAGUUGGUUAGAAGAACAGACACUGUGCUGUUACUAGUCUAUUUAAAAUUACCUUUUCAUCAACAUGUUUGAGGCCUGUUUAGUGUUAAAGGUGAUAAUCUUUAGUAAAUUAAUUUCUUUAAUUUAUUUUAACGUAUUUAUAGAGGACUUUGACUUGGUAAUGCUUGUAUCAAGUUUAAUAUAUUUGGUUUCUUCUUUUUUGUACUGGAAAUAAAGUUUUUUUUUUUGAUUUUUUUUUUU
Messenger RNA from Perca flavescens (yellow perch), 3575 nucleotides. Its product is annotated as mRNA decay activator protein ZFP36L1. The record is from RefSeq and is a predicted model, not a curated record. NCBI's taxonomy places the organism in Eukaryota, Metazoa, Chordata, Actinopteri, Perciformes, Percidae. Bases 366 to 1676 code for a protein of 436 amino acids. Gene Ontology annotation, molecular function: metal ion binding; mRNA binding. The transcript has 2 exons.